AUGAAGUACUUCACCUCUGCUGCUGUUCUUGCCGGUGCCGUUGCCGCCGCCGCCGCCAAUGUGUCUGACUCUGCCUCCAUCGAGGUUGAGACCGUCACCAACAAGCACACCACCGAGAUCACCGUCACCUCGUGCCACACUGAUGGCCCUUGCCAGACCACCGUCCACCCAGCUACCCAGACUGUGGUGACCAAGACCGUUGAGGGUGUUGCUACCGAGUACACCACCAUCUGUCCUGUUUCUGAGGAGGCCGCUCCUCUGACUGGCCCAGCUCCUGCUCCAGCUCCUGCUCCUUCCUCCAAGGCUCCUGCCCCAGCUCCUGCUCCAGGUCCAGGCGCUUCUUCUGCUCCUGCUGCUCCAGCUCCAGCUCCAGCUCCUUCUUCUGAGGCUCCAGCUCCAGCUCCUGCUCCAGGCCCAGGUGCUUCUUCUGCCCCUGCCGCCCCAGCUCCUGCUCCAGAGGCCUCUUCCCCUGCUGCUCCAGGUCCUGCCGGCACCACCCCAACCACCCUUGCUGCUCAGCCAACCACUCUCGAGACUUCUGCUGCUCCAGCCCCUGGUCCUGAGUCCGAGAGCGAUGUCUACGUUGACCUCACCACCACCCCAACUUCUGUCACCUCUGUUGGUGUCGAGCACACUUCUUACGCUCAGGAGACCUUCACCUCUGUCCAGCUGCCAGGCGGUAACGGUACCGCUGGUGUUUCUACUUUCGAGGGUGGUGCCAACAAGCAGGCUGUCGCUGGUGCCGCUAUUCUCGGUGCUGCCGCCUUGUUGUUGUAA
Messenger RNA from Candidozyma auris, 777 nucleotides. RefSeq names its product Pga6p (gene PGA6). The record is from RefSeq and is a predicted model, not a curated record. The coding region runs from base 1 to 777 and encodes 258 amino acids. NCBI's taxonomy places the organism in Eukaryota, Fungi, Ascomycota, Pichiomycetes, Serinales, Metschnikowiaceae. The transcript has a single exon.